Molecule: messenger RNA, 2267 nt
Organism: Bombus terrestris (buff-tailed bumblebee)
Lineage: Eukaryota; Metazoa; Arthropoda; Insecta; Hymenoptera; Apidae
Product: ATP-dependent RNA helicase dbp2
Exons: 7
Coding region: 299-2116 (605 amino acids)
Cellular component (GO): cytoplasm; nucleus; ribonucleoprotein complex
Molecular function (GO): RNA binding; ATP binding; RNA helicase activity
Source: RefSeq, a predicted model, not a curated record
UGCUGCCAUGGAAACAGUUUAUACGGAACUACUUUCGGAAGUUCACUUGUCAAUUUGAUCCGCCGAAUUUACCGGCAAGUUUAAAAACAACGAUUAUAUUUUAUUCGUAGUAUAUCAAUUGCAUUUUCAUCGUCAAGAAACUUCAUAGCUUGCGUUAAGCUUAAUACAAUUUUUCAACUAGGAUUAUUGACUGUUCCUAAUAUUCGCUUCUACUAAAGUAUCGAUUGGCGUUCGCGAAAGUGACCGCAAAGCAGAAUAAUCUGUUGCUCGUUGUAUUUAAGGAAAUUCCAAUUUCCAAAUGUUUAAUCGAGACAGAGAUCACAAUAGAGCCUGCAGAGGUGGUAGUGGCAGAGGUAACAAUAAAGGAGGUAGUGAUAGUAUUCGUGGUAAUAGCAUUAAUAUAUGCGGUAUACGUGGUAGAGGCACUACUAAUAAUAUCAGAGGUAUUGUAAAAAACAAACAACCUGGAGGAGCUCUUAGAAAAAUCAAUUGGGAUGUGAGAUCUUUAGAACCUUUGCGCAAAGAUUUUUAUAUUGAACAUCCUACAGUAAGAAGCAGAUCAAAAGAAGAAGUAUGCCAAUUCAGAGAAAAUGCAGAAAUAACUAUAAAAGGUGACAAUAUACCUAAUCCUAUUCAAUAUUUUGAGGAAGGAAACUUCCCACCUUAUGUAUUGGAUGAAAUACAUAAACAGGGAUAUUCUCAACCUACAGCAAUUCAAGCACAAGGAUGGCCUAUUGCACUUAGUGGCAGAGAUUUAGUUGCUAUUGCACAAACUGGCUCUGGAAAAACGCUAGGAUAUGUUUUACCAGCAAUUGUUCACAUCAUACAUCAACCACGUCUUGGUAAUGGAGAUGGUCCAAUUGCUUUAAUCUUAGCUCCUACAAGAGAAUUAGCCCAACAAAUUCAGGAAGUAGCUAAUUGUUUCGGAGAAGCAGCAGGUGUAAGAAAUACCUGUAUCUUUGGUGGUGCACCCAAAGGCCCACAGGCACAUGAUUUAGAAAGAGGUGUUGAAAUAUGUAUUGCUACACCAGGUAGACUUAUCGAUUUCUUGGAAAGAGGAACUACAAAUUUACGCAGAUGCACAUAUUUAGUAUUAGAUGAAGCUGAUAGAAUGUUGGAUAUGGGUUUUGAACCUCAAAUAAGAAAGAUAAUUGAACAAAUUCGACCUGAUAGACAGGUUUUGAUGUGGUCAGCUACAUGGCCUAAAGAAGUUCGUGCAUUAGCUGAAGACUUUUUGACUGACUAUACACAUCUUAAUAUUGGUUCUCUGACCUUAUCAGCUAAUCAUAAUAUUAUUCAAAUUGUGGAUGUUUGCCAGGAGUUUGAAAAAGAUUUAAAAUUAUAUAGACUACUUCAAGAAAUUGGAAAUGAAAAAGAAAAUAAAACAAUAAUUUUUGUUGAAACAAAACGAAAAGUAGAUGAUAUAACAAGAAAUAUCAGGCGAGAUGGAUGGCAAGCAUUGAGUAUUCAUGGCGAUAAAAAUCAACAAGAAAGAGAUCAUGUAUUACAGGAAUUUAAAAGUGGAAGAGCUCCUAUUUUAGUUGCAACAGACGUAGCUGCUAGAGGCUUAGAUGUGGAUGAUGUUAAAUAUGUAAUAAACUUUGAUUAUCCAUCAUCGUCAGAAGAUUACAUACAUAGAAUUGGUCGUACUGGACGAAGAAGACAAACUGGUACCGCUUAUGCAUUCUUUACAACUCAUAACAUGAAACAUGCAGGAGAUUUAAUAGAGGUAUUAAGAGAAGCAGGACAAAAUAUAAAUCCACGACUUACUGAAAUGGCAGAGUUAGCUAAAUCAGGAAGUUAUGGAAGCAGAAGUGGCAAACGAUUUAUGAGCAAUGACAGAAGUAAUACUAGACGAGGUAAUACCGAUACCAGAGGAAGAGGUGGUUCUACGAGAGGAAGAGGUCGUGGUGGAAAUUCUUAUCAAUCUACUUCAAACAAUUAUUCAAAUUCGGAUUACAAUAGCUAUAACAAUAUGAGACAAAGUAAUUCAACUAAUCAGAAUACAGGGUAUGGGUAUACACAGAGAACUUAUGGGCAAAGCAAUUUAACUCCAAGUUAUGGAGGAGGAGAUAAUUAUGGAAGUACUUAUCAGUAUAGAGGAACAACAUACUAAAAAUACAUAUACUAUAUUACAAACAAAUUUUACUAUCAAAGUAUGUUAAUAACAGUAUAGUUACAUUUGUGUUAAUCUUAAGAUAAAUAAAAUAAAGAAUACACAAAAUAUGAAACAGAACCAAAAAAUAUCAUGUGUUUUAUAUACAUGA